Messenger RNA from Anopheles nili, 1185 nucleotides. It is a transcript of the gene vermilion, whose product is annotated as tryptophan 2,3-dioxygenase. The transcript is spliced from 7 exons. Gene Ontology annotation, molecular function: L-tryptophan 2,3-dioxygenase activity; heme binding; metal ion binding. The record is from RefSeq and is a predicted model, not a curated record. NCBI's taxonomy places the organism in Eukaryota, Metazoa, Arthropoda, Insecta, Diptera, Culicidae. Bases 1 to 1185 code for a protein of 394 amino acids.
AUGAGUUGUCCUAUGAGAAGCGGUUUCGCAGGAGAUGCCGUGCAGGAUGGACAUCAUCUAGGGUCGGAGGCCGGCAUGUUAUACGGGGAGUACCUGAUGCUGGACAAGGUGUUGAGCGCGCAGCGAAUGUUGUCCGUCGAGGGUAAUAAACCAGUACACGACGAACAUCUGUUCAUUGUGACGCAUCAAGCGUACGAGCUGUGGUUCAAGCAGAUCAUCUUUGAGCUGGAUUCGAUUCGGGAUCUCUUCAGUACCGAGCACAUCGAGGAGUCCCGCACGUUGGAAAUUCUGAAGCGUCUCAACCGGAUCGUGAUGAUACUGAAGCUUCUGGUAGAUCAGGUCCCGAUCUUAGAAACGAUGACACCCCUAGACUUCAUGGACUUUCGUGAUUACCUCUCGCCAGCAUCCGGUUUCCAGAGUCUGCAGUUUCGUCUGCUGGAAAACAAACUCGGCGUCAAGUCGGAGCACCGGGUGAAGUACAACCAAAAGUACACGGAAGUGUUCGCGAGCGAUCCGUCCGCGAUCACGCGUAUCGCCACGACCGAAAUAGAACCAUCGCUGGCGGAUCUGGUGCAGAAGUGGCUCGAGCGAACGCCAGGCCUUGAACAGGGUGGUUUCAACUUCUGGGGAAAGUUCCAGGAGAGCGUCGAAAAGCUGCUCUCCGAGCAGGAAGCUAGUGCCAAGCUGGAGGAGUACGAGCAUGUGCGCGAGUACCGCCUAAUGGACAUCGACAAACGCCGAGAGGUGUACAAAUCCAUCUUUGACGCGCAGGUUCAUGAUGCACUGGUGGCUCGCGGUGAACGUCGUUUCACUCACAAGGCUCUUCAGGGUGCCAUUAUGAUCACGUUCUAUCGGGAUGAACCUCGCUUCAGUCAGCCCCAUCAGCUGCUGAUGUUGCUGAUGGAUAUCGACUCACUGAUCACCAAGUGGCGAUAUAACCACGUCAUCAUGGUGCAGCGCAUGAUUGGCUCGCAGCAGCUUGGCACAGGAGGUUCCUCUGGGUAUCAGUACCUGCGCUCUACUCUGAGUGAUCGAUACAAGGUGUUCAUCGAUCUGUUCAACCUAUCCACGUUCCUGAUACCGCGCAGUUCGAUUCCACCGCUUACGAACGAAAUGCAGAAAGCCUUGAACAUGGCCUGGGGAUCCCCUGCUCACGGCCCAUUGCGCAACGGUUCAAUGCAUUGA